AUGUCGAACUCAGAUAAGUACAGGUACAGAGUCGAGGUGCAGCAGAUGAUGUUCGUCUCUGGCGAGGUCAACGACCUGCCUGUCGAGACAACAUCGCUAAUUGAGGACAUUGUUCGAGGACAGGUUAUCGAGAUCCUUCUUCAGGCUACCAAGACGGCAGCCAGUAGAGGAACACGGUCUAUUACUUCUGAAGAUGUGAUCUUUCUUAUACGACAUGAUAAGGCCAAGGUUAAUCGUCUUAUUACAUACCUUUCGUGGAAAGAUGUCAGAAAGAAUACAAAAGAUCAAGAAGGCGGAGGUGCUGAGGGUCUUAUUGAGGGAGACGCAGCAGGACCAGCAGCAGGCUCGGCUCCUGGAGCAAGUGACCAAUCUAAAAUGAUAACUCGUUACAAGAAGUCAAAGAUCAGAUUGCCCUGGGAAGUGCAGUUCAUGUUCAGUGAACAACAUCUAGAAACUGCGGAGGAGGCAGAGGAGGUUGACGACGAGGAAAAGGCUGCUACUAUGGCCUCCUUGAAAAGAUUGAAAAUGGCAGAUGACCGUACAAAGAAUAUGACAAAAGAAGAAUACGUCCAUUGGUCUGAAUGUCGUCAAGCUUCUUUCACAUUUAGAAAGACUAAGAAAUUUAGAGAGUGGGCCCAGAUAACCCAGAUUUGCGAGUCGAGACCAAAUGAUGAUGUCAUUGAUAUCCUUGGAUUUUUGACCUUUGAGAUCGUUUGUUCACUCACAGAAGUGGCUAUGGCCAUUAAAACGGCGGAAGAGAAACUUAUACAGCAGUCACUACUGAAAGCAGGUGCCAUCAACAAGGAGAUCAACAAGAGAAAGCGGAAAUACUUGUUCGAGAAGCCAGAUGAGCUUGCCAAACCCAUACAACCAUAUCAUAUCGAAGAGGCCUGGCGCCGACUUCAAUCUACAGACUUUAAACAUAAAGCCGUUCGUUCAUUUGGUGGGGGUAUGCUAAAAUCUAGAACCAGAUUGAUCUGA
Molecule: messenger RNA, 981 nt
Organism: Candidozyma haemuli
Lineage: Eukaryota; Fungi; Ascomycota; Pichiomycetes; Serinales; Metschnikowiaceae
Gene: SPT3
Product: transcriptional regulator
Exons: 1
Coding region: 1-981 (326 amino acids)
Biological process (GO): transcription by RNA polymerase II
Cellular component (GO): SAGA complex
Molecular function (GO): transcription coregulator activity; protein heterodimerization activity
Source: RefSeq, a predicted model, not a curated record